UCGCGUUGCCAACUCCGGUCGACACCGAGUUCCAAACGAUCGGAUCCAGGCAACAGAUUGCAGGCGUGCGACGUGGAUGCACGGUGUCAGUCAGGGCUCCAGCAGGCGUGCCGCGCAAAGAGAGAGAGAGAGGGGGGGAAACAGAAAGAAAGAACUAGCUGCAAGGAGAAAAUGCUGGAGUUGUUACAAGAGUGGCCGGGGGCUCCUGCACUGCAAAGUCCCAAUGUGUUGUGAGAUGUUCAACGGCUUCCUGUGCGGAGAUGCGGCGGCUGCUGCUCUGAGGACCACGGCUGCUGCUCUGGGGACCGCAGUGCUGCCACAGCAACUUGUUGCAGCUUUCUGCCCCCGCCGAUAAAAUGCAUGUUUCACUGGCUGAAGCCCUGGAGGUUCGGGGAGGGCCACUGGAGGAAGAGGAGAUCUGGGCUUUGUUAAAUCAGAGUGCAGAAUGUCUACAUAAUCUGUUUCAGAAAGCUGAUCCUAUGGCUCUAGGUUUUAUCAUCUCUCCGUGGACUCUGCUGCUGUUACCCUCUGGCAACAUUUCUUACACUGAUGAAACGGUUUCCAACCAGGAUCUGCGAGCAUUUACGGCCCCUGAGGUUUUGCAGAAUCAGGCUUUGUCCUCUCUUUCUGAUGUUGAGAAGAUGCAUGUGUAUUCGCUUGGUAUGACUUUGUACUGGGGAGCUGAUUAUAAAAUACCUCUUAACCAGCCAAUAAAACUUGGGGAACACCUAAAUAGCAUAUUAUUAAAUAUGUGCGAAGACCUGAUGUACACAAGAGGUUCAAUGAGAACUAUUCUAGAUGCUUGCAGUGCUCAUAUCCGGAAUAGUAACUGUGAACCAGCUUUCUCUUAUGUCAAACAGCUGGUAAAACUUGUCUUGGGAAGUUUAACUACUCUUAAUCAGCUGUCCUUGCACCCAGUCAACAAGUCGGAUCGUAACCAGGAAAUUCGGGAUCGACUAAGGGGCAAGGGUUUUCCAUCAGAAAGAAGCACAGCUCCCAGUGCAACAGGAAAGUACAAAGCACAAUUCUGUGAGCAGGUCUCACUGAAUAAAGGACUAAGCAAAUCCAUGGGGUUUCUGGCAAUUACUGACAGGGCAUUAGAUUUGGAUUCUUAUCACGCGGCUUUUGGACAUGAAGAUACAAUGGAUGUACACCAGAAGUUACAAUCUGGACCAAGUGGUUUGGCUCCGAAGUCCAAUUUCAUUUGUGAUCAUGGCAGUAAGAAGUACUGGACCUCCACAGUUGACCUGGGUCGUUGCAAUGGCAAAAUAAUGGCACCUGGAGAUAAUUCUCAUAGACGUAGCCUUUGUCCACAGGGGAUGGGCCAGCAGAUUAAAAACACUUCCCAAUUAAGAGAGAGAAUGCACCCAGACUUGGGGCAAGUAACAGCUUCUCUCGGUCUUCAAAGAUCUCAUCAUACUUCUGAACUUUCCAUCUCAUCUGCUCUCUCGGGUGUUUAUGAAAGGAUUAAAGAACGACAGAAGAAAUUACGAGUUCUGAGAGAAGCAAUGAAUGUGGAUGAAACUACAGGAGUAUAUUCACCGCGCCAUAGUGAUACAUACAGUACAUCAAGUGAAAGCCCAUCUCUCAUUUCUUCUGACCCAGAUUAUCGACAAGUCCGCAGGAAUGAAGAUAUUCGAAGAUACAGUUCUCAAGCAGGUCUAACUGUGGAGGACGAGUAUGUGGUAGACAGUUAUAUUCCAAAUAGGAGAUCCAGUCUGUAUGAUGUUCCAGGGGAUGAGAUCAUUAUAAGUCAGGAGUUAAUGCUAAGGCGUCAGGAGGAAGAACUAAAGCAGCUUCAAAGCAAAUUAACUCAAAAGCAGUUCCAGUCAGGACUUCACCAAGCUGACAUAGUCAAAGCAUCCAUGUUGGACAUUAGCAUGGAUGUAGCAAAGGAAACAACCCUGACACAAAGAAAAUUCAAGAAUUUCUUUGGGCCUGAGUUUGUUAAAAUGAUCAGUGAGCCUUCUGUUGCAUUGGAUCUUCCCACAUCAAUUUUGACUAAGAAUGGAAAAGGUGAGGACAUCCGACGCAAAGUGAACAUCAUAGUGCUAAGUGGACAGUGCCUGGAAUUGACCUGUGACACCAAAUCAACAUGCAAGGAUGUGUUUGAUAUGGUGGUUGCUCACAUUGGCCUGGUGGAACAUCAUUUCUUUUCCUUGGCAUAUUUGAAAGAGAAUGAAUUCUUUUUUGUUGAUCUUGACUCUAAAUUGUCCAAAGUGGCACCAGAAGGAUGGAAAGAGGUGAAGAAGAGGAACAGAACUACAGUAAAUUUCAACCUUUUCCUCCGAAUAAAAUUCUUUGUAGAAGAUGUGGACUUAAUUCAGCACACACUGACCAGACAUCAGUACUAUUUGCAGUUGCGAAGGGAUAUAUUAGAGGAGAGGUUGCAUUGCAACAAUGAAACAGCCUUGCUUCUUGCUUCAUUGGCUCUUCAAUCUGAAUUUGGGGACUACCAACCAGAGAUUCACGGGAGAAGUUAUUUCCGGCUCGAGCAUUAUUUGCCAGUUGGAGUGAUGGAGUCCUUGGAUCAGUCUUACAUGAAGGAAGAACUGCCUAAGUUACACAUCACAUAUUGUGGAGCCACCGAAGCAGAAUCUGAGCUUGAGUUUCUUAAGGUAUGUCAGAAACUGCCUGAGUACGGAGUGCUGUUCUAUCGGGUUCUACCAGAAAAGAAAUCUCAAACUGGAAUAAAUCUAGGCAUUUGUUCUAAAGGUGUAAUUGUUUAUAUGAUACAAAAUGGGGCAAGAACAGAAAUCCUUCGGUUUCCAUGGAGAGAUACAAAAAAAAUCUCCUUCAAUAGAAAGAAGAUCACAUUACAAAACACUUCAGAUGGCAUUAAACAUCUGUUUCAUACAGAUAGCAGCAAGACCUGUCAAUAUCUCUUGCAUUUAGUCUCAUCUCAGCACAAAUUUCAACUGCAGAUGAGGGCACGGAAGAACAGUCAAAACAUGGAUGAAAUUGAAAGUUUAUCUGUCAGCAAUCUGAACUACAGUAGAGACUCAGCAGGUUUAUUCAAUAUGGGCAGGGUGAAUAGUAGUUCUAGUCUUGCUGUCAGUGCAUACAGCAAAAUAACUGAUCAAUCACAGCUUACACGAUCUGAACUCUUGAAACGCAUGUCCAGGUCAGAGGCAGCUUUGAAUCAACCUUUGCAUAGCAUCUCAAAAGAUAAGGUGUAUAGAACUCUGUGGGAUCAAUACCCUCCCGUUCUCAGUAAAUCUCACUACGACCUUCGUCAAGUUUCUGACUCAAAACGGAGAAGUACACCCAUUUUAAGCAGCCAGUUCAUUCAUUCAUCAAAUCUGUUGGAAGGAGCGACUGAACUCAAAAUGAAACAUUCACACCCCCGCUCAGACACAGAGUCUGUGGCAGAAAGUGAACAGUGGAUCAAAAGCAGUAUCACCUGUCCAAAGAAGUCUCAGGCUGCCUUACACCGAAGCCCUGCCCGAAGAAUUCCUGCACCCGAUUCGUCAUCUGCUGAAGACUCUGUUCAGGCAAAUGCCAUAGGUACUCUUCAUCAGAAAUUUAGUACUUUGCCUUCACCAGAAAGAGAGCUUAGAUGUAUAAAGCUGAAGAAGGAUGUGAAACAUGGUUUGGGUUUUCAGAUUGUUGGUGGAGCAAAGGCAGGAAAACUGGACUUGGGGAUUUUUGUCACUACCAUCUUGCCAGGAGGGCCAGCAGAACUUGACCGGCGGUUGAACCCAGGUGAUCGUCUGAUAUCUGUAAACGGAGUCAGUUUAGAAGGCGUCACGCAUAAUGAAGCAGUUGAAAUUUUACAAAAUGCCCCUGAAGAUGUAAUCCUGGUAGUCUCUCAGCCAAAAGAGAAACUUUACAGGAGAACUGACAUUCCUUCAGCAUCACCUCCCAAUAAAAAGGGAACAAGGAGCCAGUCAAGGAGUCCUUGUCUUAAAGUGAGACAACAGGAUUAUGAAGAGGUCUCUUCUUCAGAAGAACAUAAUCAAUCACAAAGUUACCAGAGAACUCAUCCUAUUCGUGCCUCAGUUCCAUCUGAAGAAAAGCGAAGAGGAAGUACCAGCUCCCAGGACUCCAGAACUGAAAGUGCUGGCCUUUCACAGAGCCAAGUGAAUGGUUUCCACAGAAAUCAGACUGCUUCCAGAACAUCACAAUGCACAAGGCAGGAGGUGAUUCAAACAAUGCUUGACAGCACAGGGCAUUUAAGUAGCAUUAAUGCUGAAACACCUAAAGAAACAGAUUGCUCUGAUCGGGGUGAUUCUGAUAUGGAUGAAGCAACAUAUUCCAGCAGUCAAGAGCAACAAAGCCCUGGAAAGGGUUCUCCAGUGGAAAAGACUAAAAGAAGAGCAUUUCCUGAUAUGAAGAACGACGCAGUGCUAAAACCGGGAGAUAUUUUUGAAGUGGAAUUGUCAAAAAUAGAGAAUAGUUUGGGCAUAAGUGUCACGGGUGGUAUAAACACAAGUGUGAGACAUGGUGGGAUUAUGUUAAAGGCCAUAAUACCAGGUGGAGCCGCUGAGGCUGAUGGACGAAUUAGGAAAGGUGACCGUGUUCUUUCUGUGAAUGGUAUCUCUCUGGAGGGUGCAACUCAUAAACAGGCUGUUGAGACUCUAAGGAGCACAGGGCAGGUUGUUCACCUAUUAUUGGAGAAGGGACAGCUUCCUGCAGCCAGUGUUCAUGCUCCUGUAACUCCACAGUGCACACCUCCAUCAGCAGCCAAUCAGAAUGGACCAUGUGAAUCAGUAGACAAACAAGAAUUAGUAACAAAUCUCAUGUCAUCAGCUGCCAAAGACCAUGCUUCUAUUGCAGAACAUACAUUUAAGGUCAAGUUAUUAAAAGGAUCCUCUGGAUUGGGUUUCAAUUUUACUGAGUGCAAUGAAGAUGUUCCCGAAUACUGUAGAAAUGUAGUAAGAAUAAAGAAACUAUUUCCUGGACAACCAGCAGCAGAGUGUGGGAAGAUUAAUGUUGGAGACAUCAUACUAAAAGUGAAUGACGUUCCUUUGAAAGAACUGUCAAAACAGGAAAUAGUGUCUGUUCUCAGGCGGCCAUCGCAAGAGGUCACUCUGUUACUUUACAGGCGUGGAUGUGAAACAUUGCCAGAUAGUGAUUCCUCUUUGAACACAAAUGAUCCUCCAUCAAAAGAAAUAAAUGGAACCAAAUUGCAGAAACAGUACUUGGACAAUUCACUGCUGUCUGAAAAGGUGAACAGUAUCAACAUGGAUGAUGAUUAUGAUAUAGAGAUUGACAAUGAAAUUCAGAAUGCAAGACUGAAGUCCUCUUCUCAAAGGGAUGGUUAUAGUGUCAACAGAGACUCUGCAGAUAUUGAUGAACAUUCCAUGUUAAAAGGAGAUAUUAUUGACAAUAAGAAAAUCGCCAGUCAAGAUUCUGGGAGUACAGUGUCUUUCUCCACCAGUCAGUAUGAUAUGCCAUACAACCGGGAAGAAAGCAUCGGAAAUAAUUACUUUGUCACACGAGAAUCUUCAAAACUGGAUCUGAUGAACAGAAAGCCACCCUCACCGAUGACUCUGGACUUUACAAAAGAACAAGGUUGUGGACUUGAACCUGAAGUCCCCUCUCCUACUCCUGUAGAUGAGAACUGCAUUAGCUCUGCCUCAAAAUCAGAAAUAGAGUCAUCAUCCUCUUCAAAUAUAGCACAGAGUGAGGACAUCAAAAAAUGCAAAGAGGAGGAGGAAGAAACAGAAUUACAGCCGGAAGCAGAGUUGCAUGUUACAUUGAAGAAAUCAGAAAAGGGAAGUUUGGGUUUCACUGUGACAAAAGGGGAUGAUGACAUUGGUUGCUACAUUCAUGACAUAAUCCAGGACCCUGCAAAAUGUGAUGGACGGCUGCGACCCGGGGACAGGCUCAUAACGGUGAAUGGUGUUGACAUCACCAGUAUGAGUCAUACCGAAGCAGUGGAUUUUCUUCGAUCUAUCCCAGAUACGGUCACUUUAGUAAUCGGACGGGUCCUAGAGAUACCAGAGUUUCCAAUAAAGCCGGAUAUGCUCCCUGAUAUCACAAUGAUGUGUCACGAGCAUGAACUAGGUCUCUCUCUGGCCGGAGGCAGUGAUACACCAUACCAGACCGUUUACAUAAGUGAAAUUACUCCAGGUUCAGCAGCUGAUACAGAGGGAAGUUUGCAACCAUUGGACCUUAUCCAUCAUAUUAAUGGGGUUAGCACACAUGGAAUGACAGCAAAUGAAGCAAGCAGAACUCUUCAAAAUGCAGGUCCUGCCGUCACCUUAAAAGCCACGAGAGACGGAGACCCUGUAUUUGCAAAAACAAUGGUGUCUUCCUUUCAAUACAGUGACAAAAAUACAAAACUCAGUGAAUCUGUUGCAAUUAAUGGACAGCAUUGUGGAAACAAGAGAAUGGAUUGUGAUCCAGUGUCUAACACACAUAUGUCAGAGGCUGAUGUGAUGCACUUGACGCUUGAGAAACCUCCCUCAGGAGGAUUAGGAUUCUCAUUAGUGGGUGGCAAGAGUGGUAUUUUUGUAAGGAGUGUUCAUCCUGGUGGAGCAGCUGCUUUGGACGGAAGGCUACAAGUUGGUGACCAGUUGCUCCAGGUGAAUAGUGAAUCUUUAGUUGGAUUCUCCCACAGUGAAGCAGUGACAGCAGUCCGUAGAACAAAGGGGACGGUGAUUUUAACUGUGUCAAGAGUUAAAUCUCUCUCCAAAGUGAGCAAUACAAGCAAGGGUGCUGAUGCUGCAUCUUCUUUCUCCAAGGUGCAGAGUGAUCGAGAGAAUAGUCCACUCCUUAUGGAGGAACCUGGUCAUUCUAAAUAUUUAAGUGAACAGAAGGAAGAAGAGAAGUCUGUCAAAUCAGAAGAUACAGAUUGUGAAGGUUUUUCCCUGCCUGAAGACUCCCCUGAGCCAGCUAGAAAAAAUUGCUACCAUUUUUCAGCAAAUAUAGAAAAUAUAAUCCAGGAAUCCUCCAUUAAAGAUACAGCCUCAGAAAGGGUACCCAGCCUGAACAACACAGAAGAGGAUGAAAUUACCUGGGGCAGUGAAGAACUUCCAAUUGAUUCUCUUCAGCAGGACCAUUCACCCAAAGAAGAUUGGCCAGUAACCAGAGAGAAGCUUAUUGCCCUUUCAGUUGUAAAGGUUCCCCCUGAAAGCCAGUAUACAGGCUCUAAAUUGGAGGCGAUCAUUAAGACGUUACAUGGAUUGCUGGAACAAAAUAUUCCGACGCUAGAAUUUGAGCAUCUGCAGGACCUGACACCUUUAGAUGAAUGUUUAAUUGGACAAACAAAAGAGAACAGGAGGAAGAACCGAUAUAAAAAUAUACUACCUUAUGAUGGCACACGGGUUCCUCUUGGAGAAGAGCAUGGAUACAUUAAUGCUAGCUUUAUAAGGAUUCCUGUGGAUGAAAAAGAGUGCACAUAUAUUGCAUGUCAAGGACCGCUACCUCACACAAUGGCAGACUUCUGGCAAAUGGUUUGGGAACAGAAAUCUAAUGUCAUUGCCAUGAUGACCCUGGAGGUCGAAGGUGGAAAAGUCAAAUGUCAAAGAUACUGGCCAGAACUUCAGGACCAAUCCAUGAUGAUAAACAACAGAUUGAAAAUAAUCCUUCGAAGUAGUGAAAUACUCAGAGAAUUUAUUAUUCGUAAAAUUGAGAUGAAUGACAUGUGGAGCGGUGAAUCACGACAAAUAACCCACCUGAACUUUACUGCCUGGCCAGACCAUGGGACUCCAGAACAACCGGAACAGUUAGUUGACUUUCUCACUGCCUUGAGAUGCAUCAAACAUUCUGGCCCCUUAAUUGCCCACUGUAGUGCAGGGAUUGGUCGUUCUGGGACUCUUAUUUGUCUAGAUGCAGUGCUGGCAUUCAUCAGUAAAGGUCUUGAUUUUGAUAUUUCCCAUAUUGUUAAGACUAUGAGAAGCCAGCGACAAGGGAUGAUCCAGACUGAGACUCAAUACAUAUUCUGCUAUCAAGUCGUUCUACACAUUCUCGCUCAACUUCAACAGAAGGAGAAAGAAGUGGCAAAGAUAUAAGCAUUUCCGCAAUGAUUGAAACAAUACCUGCCUUAUGCUAGAAAUAUUUUUUUUAUUAUUUUGACCUCGAAGACAAUGUGAGUGUGUUCAAAGAACAACUUUCAGGAAAAAAGCAUUGUCAAAAGCUGAAUAUUUUGUACUUGCUAAGAUCUAUCAUAGAUUAUAAUGUAGUCUUACUAAAUUGAUUUGUCUUAUGCAAAUCUUGAACUGUGGUAAUAUUUAAGAAUUUACAAUGGCAACUGUAUUUUAAGCACAUGUAUAAGUAAUGCUAAUCCCCAGUUUACAUCUGUUCAGAACAUUGUGGGGCAUUUGUUAAAAACCAAUGCAUUUUAUAAUUAUUUUACUGUACAGACAAUAAAAACAGUAUUGAUUUUA
This is a messenger RNA of Pristis pectinata (smalltooth sawfish), 8336 nucleotides long. It is a transcript of the gene ptpn13, whose product is annotated as protein tyrosine phosphatase non-receptor type 13. Gene Ontology annotation, biological process: peptidyl-tyrosine dephosphorylation. Gene Ontology annotation, cellular component: cytoplasm; nucleus; cytoskeleton. NCBI's taxonomy places the organism in Eukaryota, Metazoa, Chordata, Chondrichthyes, Rhinopristiformes, Pristidae. The record is from RefSeq and is a predicted model, not a curated record. Gene Ontology annotation, molecular function: protein tyrosine phosphatase activity; phosphatidylinositol 3-kinase regulatory subunit binding.